AUGAUUCUUACAAACCCAGUAUUUUGGCUGGCAGCUCUAGGGCUACACUAUGCCAAUGCCCAUCCUGGUACCCUAGCUCUUGAGAAGCGCGCCCAACCCAUAGAUGCCAAAAUUAUCCAUGUCUUCAACAGCGGCAAGAUGUGUCCUUCUGGAACUCAACUGGGCCAGGCAAACAUGAGCAACAACGUUGGGACCGUGAAUGUAAAAUGCUCUUAUGAAAGCCACAGUUACGACGCUACAAUCGCUCUCUACCCGGGCAGACUCACGGGAAAUUGCUGCUACGUUCCAGAUCAAGAUGUGUUCCUCUUUGUCCAGGAUCAGCGAACCGAGCCACUGACAAACUUCGAGCUUGACAGCGCUCAAUGCUGUAACGAGGCCUCAGGUGAAACACCAACUGCCUUUAUAAGGGAAACCCCGGGCGCCAGGUGCUCUUAUGGAUCGCUUUCUCACAGCUUCCCAUCCGAUUUUAACCAAGACUUGGUGACCAAAUGCUGCUGGUCCGCGAAGAAGAAUGAGUGGACUGUCCAUCUUACCGAGCGACAGAAGCACAAAUACUUUUCCGUUCCUCUUACCCAAAAGAUCAAGACUAUGGACAUUGAGCGCGCAGACUUUUACAAGUCCUACAUGGAACUUACUGUGUCCGUUACAUGGGCUAUUCCGGUUGUUGGAGGGUCAAAAACGAACCGUCAAACCAUUAGAUUUGAUUACGGUAAAGACAUUAGCAACAAUUCAAUAACCAGAGUUGAGCACCAUCUUGGAUGGUAUGCUGUGACCACCACAACUAAAAUUGGCGCCGAUGGUACGCCAGAAUUCCUUCUCCACUGGGACUCGUGGCUCUUUGCUAUUGACAUUGGACGGCAUGUCUCUACUGAGAAGGGAACAAACAAGAUCGAUAUACCUGCCAAUAGUCAGGGGGAGAUCAAGCAAUUCCUUCUCGAGAAAGCCACCGUUUGCUAA
This is a messenger RNA of Microsporum canis CBS 113480, 957 nucleotides long. RefSeq lists its product as uncharacterized. The record is from RefSeq and is a predicted model, not a curated record. Bases 1 to 957 code for a protein of 318 amino acids. NCBI's taxonomy places the organism in Eukaryota, Fungi, Ascomycota, Eurotiomycetes, Onygenales, Arthrodermataceae. The transcript has a single exon.